AUGCCCCGCCCGAAACGAAAAACCAAGGCCGAAGACCUCAUUCGGGUCCGAAAUAAUCAACGCAAAUCGCGAGAGCGGAGGAAGCAACAUGUUGCGGAGUUGGAGCAGAAGGUAAAGCAGUUGGAGUCAGCAGUAGCAGCGACUAAAGUACCUAUGCCGAGCAUGAGCCUAGCCAAGGAGAAUUGCAUACUUAAAUCCCUGCUAGAGUCGAUUGGGUUUGACAGCUUAUCGCUCGAGGGGUAUCUACGGGGCGCUCCUUUCGAUGGACUGCAGGUGCCGUUCAAAUCCGAUUUCAUCGCACCCGCGGGUCCUGUAACUGAUGUGGGGUUUGGGGGGUUGGAGCUUGGGUUGAUGCCUACUGAUCAACUCGAUGCUCUCGCUACAGGAGAACCAAUUUCUAGUACCCAGAAUAUAGGCCUCGUUAGCCCCGAUGCCUCGGAUCUCUCGUACUCUGCCCCGACAUUAGGGGCGAAUGAGAUCUCACUGGACAUACUUAAUAGUCAGCCUCCAAUAUGGGACACUGAAUUAUUAAUGACCGAAGACCCAGCCGGUAUACCGCACGUGGUAGAUGGAGAAAUCUCGCGGCCAGCAAACUCUGUCAAUGGCGAGACUACAUUAUGCAGUGUUGCAUUCCACCUUAUUAUCCAGUGCAACCGCAUGGGCAAGGAUGUGCUCGAGCUCGAGACGAAGCUGCGGUAUGGGUACAGAAUGCCCGCUGUUCCCGGCGAAGGUUGUCGGGUAGAUAAUGGGACUCUUUUGGCGGCGCUUGUUGAGCUGGUUAGUGAACCUGGAAUAGGUCGGUGCUGGGAUCAACGUGGUUGA
This is a messenger RNA of Aspergillus calidoustus, 822 nucleotides long. NCBI's taxonomy places the organism in Eukaryota, Fungi, Ascomycota, Eurotiomycetes, Eurotiales, Aspergillaceae. The record is from the annotation of a GenBank genome assembly.